Molecule: messenger RNA, 1473 nt
Organism: Zalophus californianus (California sea lion)
Lineage: Eukaryota; Metazoa; Chordata; Mammalia; Carnivora; Otariidae
Product: 60S ribosomal protein L39-like
Exons: 1
Coding region: 875-1030 (51 amino acids)
Biological process (GO): translation
Cellular component (GO): cytosolic large ribosomal subunit; ribosome
Molecular function (GO): structural constituent of ribosome
Source: RefSeq, a predicted model, not a curated record
UGAAGUUCUGAUACAUGCAAUGACAUGGAUAAACUUUGAAAGAAUUCUGCUAAGAAACCAAUCACAAAAAACACACAUCUUAUGAUUCCAUUUAUAUGAAAUGUCCAGAAUAGACAAAUCUCUAGAAACAGAAAGCAGAUUAGUGGCUGCCUAGGGCUGAAAGUAGGAGGUUGAGGUGGAGUGAUAGUUAAUGGGUAUGGGGCUUCUUUUGUGGGGCAUGGGGGAUACGAAUGUUCUAAAAUUAGAUUGUGGUGAUGGUUACAUAACUGUGACUAUACUAAAAAAACCAAUGAAUUGUACACUUUAAAUGGGUAAAUUGUAUGACAUGGAUUAUAUCUCAACAAAGCUGUUUUAAAAAAAGGAUAACAGAUCAAGACUGCCUGGGUUUGGAUCCUCUCUAUCACUUUGUCAUUUUACCUUGGACAAGUUAUUUAAGCUCUAGGCUACAGUUUCUAAACUAAACAGAGGAGUAAUAGCAUCACUACUAGCCUUGUUUGGAGGAAUAAUCUGUGAGAUAAUCCAUGUGAAGUGCCCAUAGUAAAUUCUCAAUAAAUGUUAGCUAUUAUGAUGAUGAUGAUGAUGAUGGAUUAUCCAACAAUCUUAGAGUUUGGUAGUAUUCCCAUUUUUCAGAUGAGGACUCUGAGGCCCACAAAAGUUCAUACUUUGCCCAAGGUCAUGCACCUAAUAAAGGAGCAGAUAUUCUGAUGACACAUGACUGUAAAAGCCAGGCUUUUCCACCAUGUAAUUUUGCCUGCUAGAGUAGAUGUAUCUUUUGUGUUUUAAUAUGCAUUUAUAGAAGAUGCUUUAAGAAUUAUGUAACUAGCUUUCUCUUUUUCGCCGCCAUCCUGCUCUGCGUAGCUGACUGCUUCUCGCCAUGUCUUUUCACAAGACUUUCAGAAUCAAGCGAUUCCUGGCCAAGAAACAAAAGCAGAAUCGUCCCAUUCCCCAGUGGAUUCGGAUGAAAACCGGUAAUAAAAUCAGGUACAACUCCAAGAGGAGGCACUGGAGAAGAACCAAGCUGGGUCUAUAAGGCGUCACACAUCAUGAGAUGACACACUUAACUGGCACACGUCUUUAAUUAAGCUGCGUGAAGAUCAUGUGUUCUCUCAUUCUGUAAACAUCCUUCCUACCUGGCCAUAGAAUUGUCUUAUCAUUGAAAUGAUUUUUCUCUGUGACUAUGCCUCUGUACCAGUAGGUUUGUUCGGUAAUAAAUGUGAGACCUUUUGGCUCUACUGCUGUUGUGUUUCUGAUUUGUGAAGUACAGAAUUCCCCCACCUGUCAGAUUCAUGCAUAGCACUGUCAGAACUUUCUGCAGUGAUAGAAAUGUCCCUUGACAACCAAGUAUGUAAAGUGUGGCAAGAGGGUGCCUGGGUGGCUCAGUGCCUUAGGCGUAGGUCAUGAUCUCAGGGUCCUGUGAUCAAGCUCCCCACUGAGCAGGGUAUCUGCUUGCCCCUCCCCUGGCUCGUGCUCUCU